This is a messenger RNA of Malaya genurostris, 12161 nucleotides long. Its product is annotated as titin homolog. The record is from RefSeq and is a predicted model, not a curated record. Lineage: Eukaryota; Metazoa; Arthropoda; Insecta; Diptera; Culicidae. Bases 630 to 9008 code for a protein of 2792 amino acids. The transcript is spliced from 7 exons. Gene Ontology annotation, molecular function: protein binding.
AGCCCGCUAGUUUUUCUUCUUUUAAGCGGGCAGCAGCAGAUAAACAGCAUUAGUAGAAUAAAACACUUGAACCGAAGAAGACGAACCGCGGACACCGCGAGCAAAUCGGAGGCGAGAGCCCAUCUUCUUCGAUUUUUUUUUUCUAGAUUUUAGUUUAGUGGUUUGAUCAGUGCGCGCGGGUUUCGUGCGGCCCAUCAUCCAUCCUCAGUGAAUCAAAUCAUCUCAAGUGACAAGAUUAACGGGACCGAACAAGAGCGGGAAAAAAAACACAAUAAUCGGAUUAAACAAAAAAAAAGUGCAUUCACGCGAGGAAACAAAAAUUUUCCGGUCUGAAAUUUUGUGAUUUUGCAAAAUAGUUCUACUUGUUUCUGUGUGUGAAAACAAGAAAAAAAAACGGCGGACGAAGUGCGGGAGAAACGAAAUCAGUUGCUGCUGUUUCAUUUUCUUUCCUCUGGAAAACAGAACAAAAUUUCCGCAGUUUGCGCGUUGAAGAUAGUUUUUUUUUCACACGAAAACGUGGACAAACUCAGUUGCGCGGUUUUAGUUCUCUCGGUGGUUGCUGCGGACCAUUGAGGACAUCGAGGGGGAGAUUAUUUCAGCGAAGAUUAGGGCAUAAGGAAACAGUCGCCAUGAUCAACAGGAGUUCGAGCCUCAAGGGGCUCGAAUCGAUAGGAACCUUUCUAAUAGUAGUCACACUGCUGGCCGUGACGUCACACAUCAAUGCUGCACCCAUGUACGAGAGCGAUCAGACUGACCUAGAGAAUUAUGGUGAAUCGACAGGAUGUUACUAUAACUACAAUCACUACAGUGAGGGCGAUCGUAUCAUGACAAACGAACCCUGCCUCAACUGUACCUGUCACGAUCGUAUGCUGAUGUGUUACCUGCGGGUGUGUCCAUUCACCAAAGCCAUCGGUCAGGACUGUACGAUUGAGAAACGGGAGGAUCAGUGCUGCCCGGUCAUAACCUGUCCGGAAGUCGAAGUUCAACUGGUGGACCACCAGACGGCAGGAAGUCCCGAUGCUUCCGGAACCCCAUCCACGGCAGUCGGUGAACCGGAUCAGUAUGGAUGUUCGAUUGAAAACAGAUUCUAUCCGGAAGGAGCUCAAGUGCCAUCAAACCCCCACAAGCCUUGUGAAUUGUGCUACUGUAUCCGUAACAUGACUACCUGUGUGAUGCAAGAAUGUACGUUACACAUUGAUGGAUGUCAGCCAAUCUACAAUAAAGGCGUCUGCUGUCCAGUACGAUACGAUUGCGAUCACAAACGAGACUCUACUCCACUGCAACUGGAAGAUGAGACAACAACAACAGUACGCCCGACACCUGGCUUCAUCCUGACGACCACGAUGUCUCCAGCUACCACGACGGAUUGUGUCCAUAGUGGCGAGGUGUACGCGGACGGUGCCAUGAUCGUAACCGAUAAACCCUGUGAACAUUGUUACUGUAUGCGAGGAGACAUCGUAUGUGCGGUCCAGGAGUGCGGUACUCCACUGGAGAAUGAAGGAAAGAACUGCACGGCCCUCCCGCCGGCACCAGAGCAAUGCUGUCCGGAUACGUACAUGUGUGAUGGUGGACUGGAAGCCACUACUCUGCAACCAGCUUCGGGUGAUAAAUUGGCCGAUGAAGUUGCUACCACGACUCGACCUUCGAUAGCCAGCAGCGACGAGAGCAAACCAACCGAAGACGAGGAAGAUGUUCAGCAGCAGCAUAUCCCACAUGAAGGUAUUAUGGUCGAUGAUAAAUCGGAAAGCGAAGAGGAAGAUUUUGUCGGAGAACCGAUUCAACACGAAGAUGCGGAGAGUGAAGAUGACGAAAUUGAGCCCGAAGUUCCGGUUGCCCCAGCAGCUGAUGAAAAACCAAUCGCUACAACUGCCCAACCUAUCCACGCUGAUGAGAAAGAAUCUACAACCCCAGCUUUAGUUCAGGAUGAGAAAGAAACAGAAUCUGAACCUGCACCGGCAGCUCCGAUUGCUUCCGAUGACGAAACACAGGAGGAACCUCAAGUCACGGACGGACCCGCUGCGGCAGCAGCCGAUGCUAAACCCGAAACCGAACAGGCACCCGAGAUUGAAGAACCGAUUGUCAGCCACGAAGAACCAGCUACAACUGGACAACCGAUCGAACCCGAGAAGGAUCUAGCAGCACCGACAGCCCAUGCCGAAGAGGAAAUUGCUUCUAUCACCACGACUGCACCGAAGGAAGUGGAAAGUGAGGUACCGGCAACCACAACUGCUUUCGCGUUCACCGCUAGUGACGAUGAUAUCGGCCAAACGACGGAAAGUCGAACAUACCUGCCACCAGUCCAUGAUUCCGAAGCUACUACUGCUCGUGUCGCACCAGAAGAAAUCACAACUCCGGCAGCUGCUGAGGAAGAAGCUCCAAUCGAAUCCGAUCAACCGGAAUCUCCAGUUGAAUCCGAUCAACCGGAAGCGUCAGCUACCACCAUAAAGGCGAUCGAAUCAACUACCUACACUAAAGAACCUGCUCACAAAUCGGAAGAUAAUGUCCCGGAAGAGCAAGACUUUGUUGAACUGCCACCAUCGCUCAUUGUUACCGAGCUACCACCGAUCCCAUCGAGUGAAGCUCCAACUACCGCACAUAUCCCUGAAAUGCCAGCCGAAGAAGUUCAAACAAGUUAUCCAUUGGAAGCGGACUCUCACGUCCUGGAUGAAUCGACCAGCUCCACGGCAGCCUCUCCAGUCGAGGAAGACAAGAAACAACCUAACUUGGAUGAACCAGUCGAAAUGAAUACCAUCAUCCCACUGGAAGACGAAAAGGAACCAGAGGAACCGCCAAUCAAACCAACCGAGAAGGUACCUGUCCAGGAGCAAAUGUUCCCCGAAGCCAUUCCUGGCGAGGGCGAUUGCUUGGUCGAUGGCAAAACUUAUCAGAACAAUGCGAUUAUUCCGGCCAGUAGCAAGUGUCAGACAUCGUGUACAUGCGCCAACAGUGUCGUUCAAUGCGAGAUGGUGCGGUGCCCAGCUGCUCCUGCCAAGGAUUGUGCUCCAGUGCCAGCCGUUCCUGGUGAAUGCUGUCCCACGUACAAGUGCAACGCACUGGAACAGGAAGUGAGCUCGUAUGAAUCGGAUAGCGACGAUGAGGAUUCCCGACCACUAGCUGAAGAUGCCAAACAACCCGAACCAACCGAGAGUUCGUCCACGGAAAGCUCGUCCUCUUCGUCGUCGAGUGGUGAUGAAACUGAAGAAUCUAAGGAAGACGACGAACAGGAAGAACAGUCCGAAAGUGAUUCGACUUCCGACGAUAGCGACGAAGAUGACGAGUCCAAUCAGAUUGAAGAUCUGCUAUCAGUGACAACCAAACGGCCAACGGUCACAACUCCAGCCAAGGUUGAACAAGAUGAACCAUCCGAAAGUGAUUCGUCCUCGGAUAGUGAUGAGUCAGAUUCCGAUGAAGUCCAAAAACCAUUCACGACCGUUAGUCCAGCUGUCAUCGCGGAAGAACCGGAAGUCACGACUCCGUCUAAGGUUUCUGAUAUUGAGCCGGAGCAACAGAAAGUCACAACUUCGGCACCUGUAGCUGAUGAAGUAUCACCAACUGAACAGCCAGCUGCACUACCCGUUGAACCCAUUGAUGUGGAAAAAGAUGAUCAACCAAGUAUUGCCACUACAUCUGCUCCUGCAUUUGACGAACAGACUACUGCAGCCGUUGCUGCUUUGGACGAAGAAGUGAAGAAACCAGAAGAUGAAGUAAUUGUUGCUGCUGUGCCAACGGAAGACGAGCCUGAACAAUCAAUCGCCGAAGUUACAACAGUUCACGUCGAUGCUCAAGCUGACGAAAAGGAUGAAGCACCAGUAGAGGAAGCAGCCACAAUCGCACCUGCCGAGCCCGAACAUGAUGCCACCCAAGCAAGUCUACCAGCGGAACACGACCAGGAAGCUCAAGAUGAAAUACAACCAACUACUUUGAAAGUACAAGAAUCUGCAAUUGAACUCACUACUUUGAGUGCACAAAAAGACGAAGAAGAAGUUGUAAAGACAACUGCCAAGGCUGAGGAACCGAUCGCUCCGGUCGAGAGCCAUGACAAACCUGCCGAUGAAAUUAGUCUGGAAGAGAAACCAGAACAGCCGGCAACCACUCUGACGCCAGCAGUUGCAGAUGAAAUCUCUCCAGCCGAAAAAGAACAGGAACUAGAACCGCAACUUCCUAUUGAACAUGAUCUACCCGAAGCACCGGAAGCUGAAAUUCCGGCAACAACCGAACAGGCUGCUGUGGAAAUUGCAUCAACAAUUCCAACACAUGACGAUGGCGUCCAUUUCCCUGCAGAAGAAGCUGCACCCGACGACGAGGAAAAACAACCUGAGCAACCCAUUGAACACGACGAUAGCAUUCACUUCCCAGAGGAAGACGAAGCAGAAUCACCGAUCCUGAAACCAGCUGUCGUUGACGAUCAUGUUGCAGGUCAUGUUGACGAAGAAGAAGAAGAAGACCACGAAACACCGAAACCAGUAGAAGCCACAACUGCCCAAGCGGAGACUGAAGCUGAAAAAGACGAGCAAGCAAUCGUACCAUCGGUAGAAGCAGAGCAGAAACCGGCAGAAGAAGAGCCAGUCACCAUUCAAGCAGUGUUCGCACCAGCGCACGACGAAAAGGAACCAGCUGAAGAAAGUGAACCAACAACAACAAGCGCACCGGUGAGCCAUGAUGAGUUGCCAGAAAUGCCAGCGGAGGAAAUUCAUCCACAGACACCACUUGAGGCGGAUGAUCAGAUUAAGGAACACGAGGAAAUUCCCGCCACAACAGUUAAAAUUGAGAUUGAAACUACACCAGCCCAUAAAGUUGAAGAAAUUCAACCGGAAGUCCAUCCUGCCGUUGAAGAUGAAAAUGUUAGCUCCGAGGAAGAACAAGAACACUUACCGGUGAGCCAUGACGUCGGUGGAGAAGACGAGGGAAGCGAUGAAGAAAGUGAAGCUGAUGUCCAGGAAGUUCCGGCUCCAAUGUUUGAAGACCAUGACCAGCAUGAACACGAUAAACCGGCUGAAGAAAUACCGAAACCAGUGGAAACAGAUCAACCGGCUGUCGUUAGUGAAACAGAAGCAGAACAACCGAAACCAGCAAUCGUCAGUGAUGAAGAGCCAAUUGAACAAGAGAAACCAGUAGAAAUCGAAGCUACUACGGUUAGCGAUCACAAGCCGAUUGAAGAGGAUGCUAAGCCCACGACUGUAAGCCAGGCCGAAGAGUUAUUAAAACCAACUGAAGCAGCACCCACAAUUGAAGAUGAUCAGAAGCCGGUAGAACAGGAGCUAGACACUAGAGUCGAAGAUGAACAAGAGAAGAAACCAAUCGACGAAGAACCCGAAGUGGUAAGUGAUAGUAAACCAGAGCCGGUUGAGGAGGAAGAAAAGGAGACACCAGCUGAAGUUGAACCAGCAGUAGUAAGUGAUGUGAAACCUGUUGAACCAACUGAGGAAGAAAAACCAUUGAUCGUGGAUGAUGAAAAGCCAACAACUGAAAUCGAAGGCGAGAAAACUCCCGAAGUUGACAGUGCUACUACAACCGCAAGUUCCGCCGACGAGGAACAAAAACCAGUAGAUGAUGAGCUACCAGCAACAACUCAAACUGCAUUGGAUGAAGAAGUAAAACCAUCAGCCGAAGAUAGUCAGAAACCUGUCGAACAAACGGAAGAUGAGCAUUUACCAGCUAUUUCAGCUGAUGAAGAAAAGACUCCAGAGAUCGAACUGGAUGAAGCACCGAAACCGACUGACGCAAUUGAUGAAGAAAAACUGGCAACAACAGCCAUCCCAGUGGAAGCGGAUUCUGAGGUACCAGCAGAUGACCAGAAACCAAUGCAAGUUGAUGUAGAGCCGGCAGCUGCAACUACUACCGCUCCUGAGAGAGACGAAGACAAAGAAGCUCUGGCACCCGAAUCCGACGAUACUCAAAAACCGGAAGAAGAAAUUCCAGUAACACAGGCUGAUGAAAUAGAAAGCUUACCUGCUGUAACUGAUGCUCCUAAACCAGCCGAAGAUGAGACAUCUAGUGCCGUUGAAGAACAAGUGCCAACGGAAGAUGAAGUUGAUGAAGAUAAACCACUAGCGACAGAUGCUCCCAUCCAAGACUCGCAAGAACCAGCUACUACUGCUAGCGCUAUUUCUGUUGAGGGCGAAAAGGCACAAGAACCGAUCGAAGAAGUGAAACCAGAAACCGAACCGGAAGCUGAUGAAGUCGAACAAAAACCAACGGAAGCUCCAGUCAAGGUUGACCAAGACAUGGAAGAAGAGAAACCAGCUGCAGAACCUACGGGAUCGGAAGAAUCUGAUGAACAUGAAGCCACAGAAGUCGUCCCAGAAUCAGAUGCUCAUGAAGAUGAAACAGAAUCAGUUGCAACAGCUGCUCCAGCUGUUGAGGCUGACAAAGAAACUGAACCAGCUGAUGAGAUUGCCAAACCAGUGGAAGCAGACCAAGCAGAGACACCAGUUUCGACAGAUGCACCAGUGCCGGCUCAGGAAGAAUCCAGUUCAACUCCAUUGGCUGAUGUUGAAAAACUACCCGAAUCGGAUGAAACUGCGGAACCGACAGAGAAACCAGCCAUUGAGCCAGUGGAAGCUGAUGAAACUGAGAAACUCACGGAGGCUCCUGUUGUCGAAGAAGCAGAGCCAACCCCAGUAAGCACGGCCGACGAACAUGAGAUCCCAGCUGUAGAACCCGUCGAAGCGGAUGAGGAAGAAAAGCCAGCUGUGGAACCCGUUGAAGCCGACGAAGAAGAAAGUCCAGUCGUCCAGGAAGCAGCUCAUGAUGUUCCGGAAGGUGAAGAACCUGUUCCAACUACUUCACAACCACAAGUAAGCGAUGAACAUAAACCUGAAGCUAUCGACGAUGAAAAGGUUGUUGAGUCUGAAAUACCUACGACGGCAGCUCCAGCAUUGGACGAAGAAUCUAAACCAGCAGCUGAAGAAGCAGACCAGCCAGAAGGAGAGGUUCCGGCUACUGUCGCGCCUGCACAAGACGCCGAAGUAGAACAAUCAACAGUAGUGGAUGCUGAUGACCGGGAGGAACCAAUUGAAGCUACUACUUUAGGUGCAGCUGAAAUUAUUCCUUCGAAAGACUCAGACGAAGAAGUGAAACCAACUGAUGAUGAAGAGAAACCGGUCGAAGUUACUACGCUUGGCGCCGAAGAAGUGAAACCAACUCCUGAAGCUGAUGAUCAGGUUAAACCUGUUGAGACAGAGGAGGAAGAGCCUAAGGCUACGGAAGCACCAGCAAUUGUAACUGAUGAAGAACAGCCCAAACCAACGGAAGCCACUGAUGAAGAAGAUAAACAGAAACCGGCUGAGGAUGAAUCAGCUCCAGUUUCCGAUGAGGACGAAAAACCAGCUGUUGAACCUACGGAAGCCUCGGUUGGUGCAAUUGACAAUAGAAUUGAAGAAGAAACGGCCAAACCUAUCGUAGAGCUACCAGCCACAACACUUGCUCCUAGUUUGGCUGAUGAUACUGACAAACUGUCCGUUAGCGAUGAAGUGGUUCACGUGGAUGAUGAAGUUCAGCAAACAUCGGCACAGCCAAUUGUGGAUGAAGAAAUCCAACAUGCUCCCGAACAACCAGCCGAGGAUGGUGAGGAAACUGAAGAUCAUUCUCUGGUACCUGCUACUGCUGAGCACGAUGAAGAGGAAGAACACAAACCAGAACCGGCGCUGGAUGCCGAGGAAGAAAGUAAACCCGAACCUGUCGAACCGUCUACUUCCAGUGCUCCUGCCGUCACAGUUCAGGAUGAACAUGAAGUAACGGAAACUCCGGUUGUGGGAGAGAAGGAUGAUUCUGAAGUACCGCAAGUUAGUCAAGAUGAAAUUCAAAGUCCAAUCGAAGAGAAACCUGUGUCGCCGGAAACUGCUAAGGUAGAAGUGACCGUCUCGCCAACUGAGGCAUCCGUUGAAGAGGAAGAAGCCCCCUCAACGCCGGCACCAGUUAAAGCUGAUGAACCUGAGCAAGAACAGGAGCGUACAACCAUUGCCGCCGAGGAACCAACAAAAGAGACUACAGUCGCACCCGUUGUUUCGGUACUCGAUAGCGAAAAGGAAGGAGAACCGAGCCAGGAUGAAGUUCAGAAACCUAUUGAAGAGGAUGUUAAACCUGCCGAAGAGAAGCCUCUUGGAGGUUCAGAUGAAGUUGUUGAAAGUGCUAAACCCGAUGUUGCAGAAGAAGAACCGAAACCCGUGGAGGAUGAUGAGGGUCUACAGCAACAAGCGAAACCCACCUUUGAUGACAAAGAAGAACAGAGACCAGUGGACGAAACAAAACCAGCAGAGCCUGCGGAAGACGAGGAAGAUUUGCAGCAACAGUCUAAGCCAGUGUUUGACGAUAAGGAAGAACAGGACAGUCAGAAACCGGUGUCUCCUGCUGCCGAAGAUAGCUAUCUUGCAGCAACAAGCACUAGUAAACCAGAUCAAGGUGAAACUCCGGGACCAUCUUACGGUCCUCCUGGUCAGCAUUACGAUACUGGUUACGGUCAUAUGCCACCGCAUUAUCCACCAUCAUCGUACGAAGACGAUUACACCGACGAGGAAGAUCCGGCUGCGUUCGGUCCUGGUACCUGCCGAUACGGUGGCAAACUGUACGUCUCCGCACAGCAGAUUCCACGUGAUGAUCCGUGCGAUUUCUGCUUCUGCUUCCGAAGUGACAUCAUCUGUCUGCAGCAGUCCUGCCCGCCACCGAUCAGCGGUUGCCAUGAAGAACCGAUCUCCGGUUUCUGUUGUCCACGGUAUGAGUGCCCGGUCUCGAUGGCCACGGUGCUCAAUGUGACGACCAGUACCACCACGACCACGACCACGCUACCGCCGCACUUCUUGUCGCAUGCGUACAAGGGUACCGUGACGAAACGGGGUUGCCAGAUCCAGGGUAAGGCGUACAACGUCGGAGAAACGGUUGCGUCGGCCAGCGGUCCCUGCAUGCGAUGCACAUGUGGCGGAGACGGUCAGAUGAAAUGUGAACCCAAGGCGUGCAGUCCCGAGCCGAUGCUGCAGCAGAUGAUUGCCGUGGCAGCAUCUCGGAGGAGAUGAAGUGGUUAUGCUAACGAGCAACUGGAUUAGGAUGAUCGCAAGAGAAAGAGAGAUUGAGAGCGAGAUUGCGUGCGUAUAAACUUUAGGAGGUAAUCUCGAGCUAGCACUUUUUCAAACGAGAGAGAGAGAGAAAGAUAGAAUUGUAUGAUAAGGUAAAUGGUAGUGAUGGAGAUGUGGCUUUCGCGGGAACGCGAAAAGUGUCCUCUCCCGGCAAGUAGCGGAAACUAGGAAACGAUAUAGGAGACAUCACACGAAACAAUGUAGCUCAUUCAAUUAAGACUUGACUAUCUCACAGAAAGUAACAACGUAAUCACACAUCUACAUCUACACACACAUAUAUAGAAGCCAGCAGUUUUUUUCCUUGAACUGAGACAACGAUUUCUACCAGUGUUCGCUGAAUUGACGUCGGCCAUUGUGGUUAUUAUUAUUAUUAGGCAAAUGGCUGACUUUGAUGAAGCGAAUUAAAUCCAUUUUUUUUUUCACUUCGUGUAUAGGAAAAUUCUAUUUCAAAAUCUAAAUAUCAACCCUUUAGGUGGACAACUAACUGUUAGGAAAAGCCAGAACGUGAUCGUCGUGUCUCAAACAAUUACUUCUAGUCUCUCUGUUUUACAAUUUUAAAUAGAAGAAAAGAAAAAGAAAGCGAAGCACACACAACACUCACAAUGACAUAAAUCGCCGAAAUCUUGUCUUUAUGUAGUUGUUUGUUUUAGAAACGCGAUAUAAAACUGAAAAUUUUGAAUUUGAUUGAACUGGAAACCAUACAUGAACACAGAUACGAACAGCCACACGCAUACAUCGAAAAGACAUCCCUCAGAGCGCUCUUGUAAGUGUAAAUCGAACCUCAACGUGAAUGUUAUUUUUUAUACAUGGAUAUGAAUAUGCAUUUCCGUUUUUUUACGUGUUAAAAUUAUUGAUUUUUGAUGUAACACCGUGUAAUAAUCGCUAGUAAGAGGAGUGUGGAAAAGAGAAGCACCGACUCGCUUCUCGUAAUUAAUGCUCCACCAACACACCGCAUUUCGGAGCCGUACCGAACACUCACACACAUACACACGCACAGACGAGACACACUAGGUUUAAGAGAAAGAGAAGAGAAAGGCCGCCCCUAACCCUCAAACCCCCGAGAACGUAUUCAAUGCUCACGUACAUCCGCGUAACUAACCAACACAACACCGGUGACAGACCGUCGAUGAACAAUGGAUUCCUUGGAAACCGACCCAUCAAAAAGUCAUUCAGCUUUCCAAAGAACUCAUUAACUAUUGGCAGUGUUACCAAACUUUCACUCAUCUACCGGCGAAAAAAAUAAUACGAUAAUACGAGAUACCACUACAAACGAAACCAGUGAGCCACACUCAAACUUGCCUGACUAGGGGAGUAAAACAUGAACGAGAAAAAUAUACAAGUACCAACAAACCAACAACCCACACCGAGAAAGACCGACAAGAAAUAAGAAAGAUGUGAUAUGUAUUUUUAUACUUUUUAAGUGCUGCGGGCAAACAUUCCACGUAUACAAAACAAGAGCAUAGAAGAAAAAAAUCAGCAACAUCAUUCCCGAAACACACGAGUUCAUGUUUUGACCAUGGUUUGGUAGCAAGCGACAGAACACUAGGGAGUAUUCAACCGCUGACAGUUGACAGACAGGUCGACCUAGUGGUCAGAACUACAACAACAACCGCUUGAGUUGACAUCCGUGGCGGCGGUAAGCCGAGAGAAGCAAACAAAUUUACCUUUUUCCGACUCUCUGGUCGUCUCUCUCUGCAUGCUGUCAUCUUGCACUAAAUGGAUCUUUCCUCUUCCUGUCAAACACGGUUUGAGAUUGGCUUGCUACGAUCUUCGCGUCGUAUCGUAAUCGAAAAAAAUCCGAAAUUGUAUAUCUCAAUCUAGGGGCGAGCAGAGAGCGUGAAAGAUGUAAAUAUUACUUAUUUAUAGCAAGCAGAGAACAUUCAACACUAGGGUUUUAAUCAUUGUCGAACUAAAAAGAAACAAACAUGCUCGAAGUAAUGAAGAAAGUAAUAAAUAUUAAAUUAAUUAGAAGAAACCAUUAGACAAAGCUCAAAAGGACAUUGAAAAAAAGAGUAUUUUUUAUCUUAGUUUAUGUGUUUCUGUCACUUCUUUUUAUAUUUGUAUAUUUGCCAUAAUUUUAAUCAGUCUAAUAAUCAAAACGCAAUUUUUCAAAAUAUUUUUUUUGAAGGAAAAGUUGAACGAAACGAAUUAAGCAACAUUCAAGUUUAGGAAACCUCCCUUCGGACAAAAAAAAUAUAUAUUAAAAGAAGAAAAAUACAAAACGAGUAUUGACUAUCGAUUUAAAUGUAUUACUUAGCUAUUAAUUUAACCGAUACAUUCAAGUAGAUCGAACAGCAAUGAAACCGAGUGCAAAGUAGUUGAAAUGUAACAGAAGAUCGAUACAAAAACAAAAACUGACUGCCAGGAACGCUGUGUAUGUAAAAAGAACGAUACAAAAUUUACUAGGCCCCAAAACAAAAUCCUCAGAUCCAAACAAAACAAAAACGAAAGAAAACGUGAAUGCCUGAACCGGAGCGACAUUAGCUUGCCUGUGCCGUACUUUCUCCUACUGAUGCUUUCAAACGUUUGAGCAAUCGAAAGAUUAUGUACCAGGAAAACUUCAGAGAAUUUAAUAUAUUUCAGAGAAAGAAUCUACUUACAUAUGUUCAAAUUAUUGAGUCAACAAAACAUAACCUACAAUCCGCAAGUUUCGUCUUACGCGAACUCACCCCUUUGAAAGUGAUCGGAGAAAGGCAACGGCACUGCCGCGACCAGAAAUCUUGCUCGGGUUCAACCAAUUUUUAAGUUAUUGAAAACGAAACCGAAACAAAAACCGCACUCACUGUGCGGGAACAACACGUUUGUGGAACAAAACGAACCCAACAAACUUCAAGUGAAUUUUCCUUCGAAAAGAAUCGUCCCAUCCCCACCCCUCCCCCCUCCACCUUGCAGACAUUUAAUGCGUUUCCUUCCGGACACAGCAAGUUAUGCAGCAAGCACAAAAUGUGUUAAAGAAGAAGAUGCCAACCGAAAGAAAAGUGAACACGUGGAAGGAAAUUAGAAAAGCAAGAUCGCAAGAAUUAAAAAUCAGGAUAUUUUUAAGUGUCCUUUUAUACUGAAGUAAAAUUUUUACGUAAAAAUUUAAUAAAAAUA